Periconia digitata is the source of this 666-nucleotide messenger RNA. NCBI's taxonomy places the organism in Eukaryota, Fungi, Ascomycota, Dothideomycetes, Pleosporales, Periconiaceae. The record is from the annotation of a GenBank genome assembly.
CGCGUUCACUAUGUCCCUUCACUUGAUACUCACAAUGUGUCUUAUUUACACGCACAAUACACGAAUGAAUGGUAUUUAAACUCCCCCAACUCUUGCGCUCCCAGAUCUUUCUCUCCUCACCACAUUCCAAAAACAACCACCGACCACAACCUACCUCACUUUCAAACGAAAAAUCGCACAACUCUCAUCAAAAUGUCUACCACUGACACACAAUACCCUACCCUUGACUACCCUGGUCUUCUCGCAAAGACCAAGGCAAUAUACACCUCAUACGACACCGUUCACUCCCUAUACGCUACUUUCUACCUGAUCGAGCGUAACGAUGUGGUGAACACCAUGACCCUGAUCGAGCUCUAUGGGAUGCAAGGGCGUCUCAACGGCCUCAUCACCUCCAUCGAAGCCGAGCUCAAUAACUUGUUCGCCCUCAUCGACGAUAUGGAGCACACGCACUCGCAGGUAUACUACGCUCUGCUCGUGCGCCGCGGCACCAACUGCGAUGUUGAAACUUCUCGUGGAAAAGUUGCAGGCUGGUUCAACCAGUGGCGUGGAUGGUGGGCUGAACUGGAGGGUAUGAUCAACCUGCAGCCCAUGAAAGAUCAGGUUGAGCGCCAUGUUGAGCAGCAGAGCUGGAUGAUCAAUGAGGGCGGGUGGGAUGAAGAUGAUUAG